AUGUUCAUCCUGCAUACUAUGUUAUGCGCGCUGCGGCAGGCAGACUACGAAAGGUUGACUUUCACGGAUCGCGCAACCAAAGAGUUGGCGUCUCUGGCCAAAGAGCUAGAAAAGCUUGGCACAUGUGACAACCGCCAUGCGGCUGACGUGGCUGAGCUGUGGAAGUACCUGGAGACAAAGGACAAGGAGCAUCAAACGCACGUAGAGAAGGUGGUGAAGGAGAUCCGGUCCGAGAUUGUUGUUUGUGAGUCUCGCACGGCGGAGAUGGUGCAGGGCUGCACCGUCAACAUGCAGCGGCAGGAUUCGGGCCUUGCCGACCUCUUGCGGAGGUUGGACGCGGAGGUGAAACGCUUGGAAGAUGGCUUGCAAGCCCAGGCAACGUCCGUGAUGACCUCUAUCCGCUCAGAUGAGGGAGCCAGACUCCGGGCUUUGGAGGCAGAGGUGACCCAGUUGGCCCGGCAAAGGCAGGAUUUGGUGGAUCGCCUAGACCAGGAAGGGAAGGAUCGAAAGGCCGACGUGGAAGGCUGUGCGGGUGGCGCCGAGAAGCGCGUGGCUGCGGUGGAGCUCGUUGCCAAUGCCCGUUUCGAGUCUGUGAGGCGGGCAUUGGACGAGUUGGUGUCCGAAUUCCAGGGCUACGUGCGAACUGAGCACGCGCGCUCCAUGGACGUGGCCAGGUUAGAAGCCUUGGUCCGUGCUCUGGAGGUGCGGGUAUGGCCCUGGCGCAACGGAGCAAAGGAGCGUAGCAGCUCUCCGCCACCUGGUGGACCUCCUUUAAUCUCGCCGAAGGACCCACCUUGGUCGGAGGACCCUGCUGACUGGCGAGACUGGAUCCGAACAAAGCGGCCCGUCACGGCAAGGCCUGCCCGACGGGGCGACUCCAAGGAUCCGAUGACUGGGUUAGCCGGAUCACCUGUGGGCCCUGCCAUGACAGCGGUUCGGUCUGCCAGGCCUGGAUCAGAGCGUGCUGAGCCGACUGUGUGA
Symbiodinium pilosum is the source of this 981-nucleotide messenger RNA. The record is from the annotation of a GenBank genome assembly. Lineage: Eukaryota; Dinophyceae; Suessiales; Symbiodiniaceae.